Bactrocera oleae (olive fruit fly) is the source of this 1851-nucleotide messenger RNA. RefSeq names its product tailor (gene Tailor). The record is from RefSeq and is a predicted model, not a curated record. Gene Ontology annotation, molecular function: RNA uridylyltransferase activity. NCBI's taxonomy places the organism in Eukaryota, Metazoa, Arthropoda, Insecta, Diptera, Tephritidae.
GUACAGAGCUGCAAGCAAAGUGGUCUUUAUCUGAUGAAUCCAAGUUUUCUCUUUUCACUUGUACAAGCACAAAUAAAAUUACCAUUUUCCGAAAAUGUUUAAUAAUGCAACAUUGGCCAACUGUUUGACAUGCAUGCAACAAUCAGCUGUGAUAUUAAAAAAUACAUUGAUUCAAAGAAUUGUAUUUCCCCACAACAGCGUUGGCGUUUGCUAGUUUUAACGCUUUCAGUUAUUUUCUUUGUGUAAUAUUUAUGUAAAAAGUUUCUAAACCUUUUGCAAAGAAUAAUUUUAUCUUUAAAAAUGGAACAGGAAGGAGGAUCAACUUAUUUACAUCCGUUAACAUUGGAGUCUCAACUAUUCCUCAACUCUUUAGAGACUUAUAGUCAAAAGUACAAUCAAAUUGACACUAACUUAUGUGAUAUGUUGAACAAUAUUGUGCUCGGUAUACAAAAGUUUUUGGAUCAAAAUCCCAACCCCAUUGUGGCUACGGAUAAAACUAAGUUUGUGGAACGCAAAGAUCUAGCAGCAAUACAAAGUAUUUAUCAUUGCAACAUUUGCAAAAUGGAUUUGGGCAAAGCGGCUGACAAAGCUGCACUACAUUUAGUGGCGAGGCAUGAAAUUAAAACCAAUCCUAUCAACAAAGAGAAGAAAAAUGCUCAAAAGAAAGCGUCCGAAACUAAGCAGAACAAAUUACCGAGGAAAGGUAGAGCAUUGGUUAUGGGAGAUUUAGCGAAAUUUUUUGCUGAUCAAUUGCAAGUUGCAGAAAAAAUUAAACAAAUUCCCGAAUAUGAAGUCAUUGAAAAUGCAUUGCUAACAGCGAUAAAAAAGGCUGUUCCCACCAAGAGUAUCAAAUUAUAUAAAUUUGGUUCGCGUAUGACUGGUAUUGGAGCGCGCCAUUCGGAUUUGGAUAUCUACGUUGACAUUGGUGGACAAUUUAAUGUUUUCGAGCAAACUGCCAGCGAUGAAACGCUGAAUGUCUACGAUAGCAUUUAUAAUGUCAUUAAGAAAAGUUCUAUCGAUUGGGAUCAGAUUCGAGCAAUUCGGGCCGCACGUGUACCCAUAAUACGUAUGACUAAUAGAAAGACUAAUAUUGAAUGUGAUGUCGGAUUUUCAAACAGUCUUAGCUAUUGCAACACGCAACUGCUGGAGUAUAUUUUCCAACAACAGCCAUUAGCACGUCGACUUUGCAUUUUUAUGAAAAAAUGGUUGGAGCGCACGCGUUUGAACGAACAUGUCACCACAUAUUGCAUGUCCUUGAUGGUAAUUUAUUAUCUACAAGUCAAAAACUCCUUGCCCUCAAUCGAGACGCUGCAGAAGAAUAUGUUGGCCAAUGUUUUGGUUGGACCGUGGAUCGCCAAUUUUAAUAACAUACCGUUGAAUGCAUUAAAUAUGCAAGAGCUUGGCGUCAGUCCACAAUAUUGCAAGCAGCACAUUAAAGAAUUUUGUCAAUAUUACGCAGAUUUCAAAUACGAGUCGCAUGUGGUCUGCCCCUACUUUGGACGUCCAAAUAUAAAAAUUAAGAAUUUCGAAGACUUGAUGCCGGAACGUUAUACCAACUAUAUUAAAAGUGACAACUCAGCUACAAAAGAAUGGGGCUUACAACUGAAUGCUCAAAUAGUCGUACAGGAUCCAUUUCAAUUGAAUCAUAAUGUUGCAAAGCGUUGUAGCAAAUUACAUCUUAAAGAAUUAAUGGACUAUUUGAAACAAUCCGCCGAUUUUCUAGGUGCUUCUAAUUAAAAGAACAUAUUUUUUAAUCAAAAUUUUAUUUCGUACCCAAGAGUUUGUAUUCAAUUUUUUGUUUGUAUUCGUUGAAUUCAUUUCUAUUAACAUGACUCGUUAGUUCAUGUCAAA